AUGGAGUCUGAUCAUCAGCCACCACCACCCCAAGAAAAUAUCGAGCAGGUGAUCAUGACUUCAUCAGAUGAGCACGUGGCAACCCAAACAGCCGCCAGGUCAUACGACUGCACCUAUUGCAGGAGAGGCUUCUCUAAUGCACAAGCCUUAGGUGGCCACAUGAACAUCCACCGAAAAGAAAAAGCCAAGCACAAGCGAUUUGAUCAUGAAUCUCAUCAACCAUCUUCGGACCUCCCAAGGCUCAUAAUUCCCUCGUAUCCUCCAACACCACCUGGGAGUACUUCUUCAUGGCUGCUGGAAACCCAUGUCGGUGAAGUCAACCAACUUCGUCUGUUUGUCGAAACACCAUCAGAAAAAGAUCAAAACCCUCCAGGCAGCAGCAGCAGUCAACUUCAUCAGAAAACUGAAAAGGUUUUGUCGUCAUCAUCUACCUUUGACCUGUCUGGUUCGGAGAUAGACCUUGAGCUUAGACUUGGGCCUGAGCCUCAGGACCCAUCAGCACCAACGGGUACUAAAAAGUUCUUCUGA
Messenger RNA from Corylus avellana, 528 nucleotides. RefSeq lists its product as uncharacterized. NCBI's taxonomy places the organism in Eukaryota, Viridiplantae, Streptophyta, Magnoliopsida, Fagales, Betulaceae. The record is from RefSeq and is a predicted model, not a curated record.